UUUUACUUUCCAAACGUUUCGAGUUUAUAACAAAAUUUCGAGAAGUUUGGGAAGACCUUGGCGUUACCGAAUUCAGCAAGAUCUUUAAUCUUAACUCAAGAUGGCCUGUCGCUGCAAGUACUUUGUAAAGCUCCUGAACAAGUGUUGUUUCUGCUUCACUCUGCGCACUGGCACAUUGUUGUUGGGAUGCAUAUUUCUGACAUGGUUUGUGUACCUUUGUCUGGGCAGUGCCUUCAUGAUGGAGUGCAUCUUCCCCAAUGAAUAUCAACAUGGUGUAAAAGACGGUGCACCAGCUGCACCAAAGACAACUAUGGUCUUCUCCUUCUUCGGCAUCAUUGCGGCAGCAAUGGUUUGCAUUGGUGUGCAUAAUAACAAUGAGCUGUUGUUCGUACCAUUUCUGACCUUAGCCCCGUUCUAUAUAAUUGUCCACAUAGUGGCAAUGAUAUUGUACUCCUUCGUUUGGAUUAUAAUCGUUCUAUUUGUAAUAACAAUUGUUGUUCUGAUCUAUGCCUGGGUUGUGAUCUAUUCGUAUUUCACCGAGCUACGUUAUGCCUACGAAGAUGAACUACCCCAGCAGACGUUUAUCUGAGAACUAUCUAAAGUUUUGGUAUUAUUUUAUUCAAUCUCUUCCAUGGAGUAAAUAUAAAUUGUGCAAGUGAAA
Molecule: messenger RNA, 661 nt
Organism: Drosophila innubila
Lineage: Eukaryota; Metazoa; Arthropoda; Insecta; Diptera; Drosophilidae
Exons: 3
Coding region: 101-589 (162 amino acids)
Source: RefSeq, a predicted model, not a curated record